ACAAAAAAUCCUCCGGUGAAUCGUUACGAUAAAAUAUUUGCUGAAAUCCGCUUGAAACAUUAAAAUGAGCGUUAAAACAGGAGCCAACGUUUGUCCACUAAGUGAGGAGCGCUCUGGGAGUGUGCGGGAAGUUGGUGAACAUGCCGUGUGGAGCCUAUCCUCGUGCAAACCAGGUUUCGGCGUGGACCAACUGCGGGACAAUUCAACAGAAACGUACUGGCAAUCGGAUGGACAGCUACCCCAUCUGGUCAGCAUACAGUUCCACCAGAUGACGAGCGUGAGCCAGAUUUACAUUUACUCCGAUUACAAGCUGGAUGAAAGCUACACGCCAAGCCGGAUAUCGAUACGGCGCGGUACGCAUUUCAACGAUUUGCAGGAGAUCGAUGUGGUGGAUCUGUGCGAGCCAUCGGGCUGGGUGUGCAUUCCGAUCAAGGGAGGAACGGACAGUUACCUCUGCACCUUCAUGAUACAGAUUGCCGUCAUCAGCAACCAUCAGAAUGGGCGCGAUACCCACAUGCGGCAAAUCCGCAUUCACUCUCCGACCGCCGAAACGCAUUAUCCGCUGGAGCAGCACGGCACGUUCAGUACGAUCGAGUUUCAACAAUAUCGUACGAUACGUUAGAAGGCGCCCCCGUGAUGAUGAUCUCCCGAAUACAAAUAUAAGUUACAGUUCCGAGGCACGAAAAUUUACUUUUUUGUAGAAACAUGAAAACGAAUCAGAUUUAUUUCCAAAACACACCCCCCAAUACUCGAAUUUGUCGGAUAAAUAAGUGACAUACCGUU
Anopheles darlingi is the source of this 783-nucleotide messenger RNA. RefSeq names its product anaphase-promoting complex subunit 10 (gene APC10). NCBI's taxonomy places the organism in Eukaryota, Metazoa, Arthropoda, Insecta, Diptera, Culicidae. Gene Ontology annotation, cellular component: anaphase-promoting complex. Gene Ontology annotation, biological process: anaphase-promoting complex-dependent catabolic process; protein K11-linked ubiquitination. The record is from RefSeq and is a predicted model, not a curated record. The coding region runs from base 65 to 622 and encodes 185 amino acids. The transcript has 2 exons.